GAUCGUCGUGCCACUCAUCGUUUGGUUCUGCAGCUUUGUUACACUUGCCAUCUCCCCCGUUGAUAUCAGCUGGAAUCUUUUUUGCCGUCUUUACCAUCUUUUGCAAUCAACGGCAAAGUUCUCUUCAAAUCCUAAGCAGGUCCUUUUCAAGGUCAGUGGCAGAAACAUCAGGCAAUAUGAUGUCCCUCCGAGCGAUCGCGCGCGCCGCGCCGAGAACUCUGGCUCGCGCUUCUGCUGCAUCCUCCAUCACCCGCUGCCAGCGCACAAGCGCCAGCAUUCUCCAUGCCCGCCCCGCCGCCUUCCUCCGUCCCCAGCAAGCUUCUGCCUUCUCUUCAUCAGUCUUGAGGAGAGCGCCGGCCGGCGAGGUGGACGAGGAACUGUCGGCCAAGCUGGCCAGCGAGAUCGAGUUUGAGAACGACGUCAGGGAGAACGAGCCACUGCCUGCGAGCAUCAAGGAUUUUCUCGACAACAGCCCGUUCCAGCUUGAGGAUAUACCCGGCCGGGAAGACGUUACGCUGACCCGCACGUUCGGAGAUGAGAAGAUUACUGUGACCUUCUCCAUUGCCGACCUGCACCAGUUCGACUCGGGCAUGAUGGACGAGGACCCGGCCCUCGACGACGAGAUGGACGCCCUUGAGAGCGGCCGCGAUGGGCGGGGCCAGCAGAACGCCCAGGGCGGCGCUGCUGACCUCAGCGAGGACGAGGGCCAUGACGACUUGGGACCAGAGGAUUCGGUCGCGCCCGCGCGGUUGAACAUUGUCAUUGAGAAGCCCGGCAAGGGCGCGCUCAACGUCGAGGCGCUCGCUCAGGACGGAACCAUCGUGGUGGAGAACGUCUUUUACUACAAGGAUGCCAAGCUGGCGCACAGCUCUAGCCCCGAGGCAGUACACGCCGCCCAGGAUACUUACCCGGGCCCGCCGUUUGGCAACCUCGACGAGGAUCUGCAGAUCCUGAUGGAGCGGUACCUCGAGGAGCGGGGCAUCACGCAGUCCCUGGCCAUGUUUGCCCACGACUACAUGGACGUCAAGGAGCAGCGGGAGUACGUGUCAUGGUUGAACAACGUCAAGGCCUUUGUUGAUGCUUAAACGGAGGAAACGGGAGGGAGAAAGCGGCUAGAAGGGUGCCUUUCUGUGCUGUAUGAUGAUUGUGUUAUUUUCACUUGCCACUCUACUAGACGACAACGAAACUGUAUGUACGAUAGGUGUGAUUGGUCUUAAUCACUGAGGAUACCUUUUUAACGAGAAUCAAAAGGACGGUAAAGAGGGAACAUGAUACUGUUAGUUAAUUUGCUCUACAAAUCAUUAUUGGAAUCUCUCAUUAGGUGAGGC
This is a messenger RNA of Canariomyces notabilis, 1328 nucleotides long. Its product is annotated as mitochondrial glycoprotein. The coding region runs from base 177 to 1085 and encodes 302 amino acids. Gene Ontology annotation, cellular component: mitochondrial matrix. The transcript has 2 exons. Gene Ontology annotation, biological process: cytosolic ribosome assembly. The record is from RefSeq and is a predicted model, not a curated record. NCBI's taxonomy places the organism in Eukaryota, Fungi, Ascomycota, Sordariomycetes, Sordariales, Chaetomiaceae.